AUAUAUAACGCUUUGGGGUAAUGCUAUGGAGUUGUACCAUUGCCCCUCAUAUAUUAACACUAUACUUAAAAAUAAUAUAGCAAAACAUACGAAGAGUAGUUUCGCGAUUUGUGCUGCAGCUGCUAUUUUAGCGAUUCGCAAACAUGCAGGGUUAAAUGAGACAGUUUAAAAAUAAACUUCCAAAGUUCGGCAAUAAGUACCUGCAAAGCUUUAUGUGAGGUAAAGUGGGACACCAAGUUUAAAAUAUUAAUAGUAUUCUGCAACUUGUGGGUAAUCCAACAAAUCAAAUUGGCUGUUCUAGUUUUUUUGCAUCAUAACUUUAUCUAUUGUUCCUAGCCAUAGUUUAAGGCAAAUUGACCCCGCUUAGUUUUCUCAUGUUUAUAAACCAUUUUUCCCGAAAAAAACUAAAACAAAUUUUAUCAAAUAAAACUGUACGAAUUUUGUUUUUUUUUAAACUACGAUACUUGAUUGAUGUUUGAAACUCGAGAACUACAUGCACAAUUUGGGCAGUUUUCUUAGCAAAUAUUUAAGACCAGCACCGUACUUUUUUCACCCAUUGAAACAAUACUGUUUUUAUUUAACAUUUUUAAUAGUAAAACAGUAGUUGGCUUUGGCGCCCGCUAUUGAUAGUUGUGCGAAUAUAACUUUCGAAUAAACCUGUAACAUUUUUUGUUUUGUGUCCCACUUUACCCCACCCUACUAUACAUUUCGCCUUGGGUGACUGCACGCUACUUGUGAUACAGAAAUGUCCAUGUGAUAGAUUUACCCCAUAUGAGCGUAGUUUUCAUUUGGUGUUACUCUCAGAAUGCUACAAUUAUAAUAUAGUUGAUAAUAUGAUAUGACUUUAAUAUCCAGCAAACGUUUACCCUUGUUGACAUUCCCAUGUAUUAUCUUCAGUCGGUGACAUUAGUAACAUAACACCGAAAAUUUUUCUUUGUCUCUUUCCGUUAAGCUCCUUUGAAGAAGCCGAGAAUAAACCAUGUUUAUUUUGCGACGCGAGACUGCGGUAAAAACUACCUGUUUCGUCUCUGCUGAUAAACAGUGGCCUGAGUAAACUAUGUUUCAGUUUCGUUUGCCUGUUACUAUAGACACACAGCGAAGGAUAAAUAUAUACUAAGCGUUCCGUUUGUUUACAUUAAACAGAGAGUUAAAACAAGUACAAGUAUCGGGUAACAGGUGCCAAGCCAAAAGACUUUAAAGAUCUGAAUAAAGGCUAUAUGUUCUGAUUUCUUUGUGUUAUAGUUUACCCAAAACAUUUGGGCUUUGUAAGGCGUUAUAAAAAUUAACACAUGACGUCACUGUGCUUGACAAAGGCCCAUAUCACCAAAAGUAGAGUGAAAGGACGGAUUGGUGCAAGUAAAGACGAUGAGCAGGUCACUGGUGGUCACAAUAUUGCUUACGUAGCCAACGUUGGUGAAACAGAGCAUAAAUUGAGAAGAAAGUCGCAGCAGCUUGACACCGUUGGAGCAUCAACGAAUGUGACCAAACCGAAAGAAUUGAACAGCAUGAGUAGCAGUGUAGCUUACUUACCACGGGUAGAAAAUAAACCGAAAGCAUGUUAUAGAAACCGGUACAGUACGUCAGUUCUUGAUACAAAAGGUGAUUUCUAUCGAGUUCAUAAGUGGCGGUUACGGAGUGGCUCUGGAUGGCAAAAUGACGUCACCGAAAGACAAAGAUCACUCCAGCAAAGAUUGGGCACUCGACAGUCAAUUGACAAUACAAAAGUUGCAAAGAACUUGCAUUUAACACAGCUUAGUCAAUCUUACAUUACAAACAGGGUGGAUAAGAAUACGAAAUACAAAGGAACCUUGCAAGAAAAGGAACAACAAUUUUGCUCGAAUAUGAAAAUGAAGCGCCAAUAUAAACUAGGACGAGUUCGUCCCACUCGUCAAACUUUACUUGGAAACCUACGUCAUUCCAUGCAUGAACAACUGGCAGGAUCUGACCACUUGGUCCAUUUGAAAACUCGAGAAAAAUACCUCGAAGACCAAUCAACGUUUGAAAACGACGGCGUUGAAAGCGCGCGUUACAUGACAAAUUUGCCAAGACGAUAUUCUAAACUUCCAGCGAUUACUAGAAUAUCAUCGCUUACUCAUCAUCCGAGGACUUUACAAAACAAAUCUAAAAUAACGACAGAACAUGGCUUUUCGCCAUCUAUACUAAUUAGACACGAUGAUACUCAAAAUAUCGACGCGGGUAGAAGAAAUACAAUGACUGAAAUGUCCGAUAAUUUUUCUGAGAAUCAAUCAAAACCUUCAAACAAAAAAUUGUCGAUUUCGUUUUCGCGAGAUUCGUUUCAACUCGAUUCACAAGAAGGCGGGGUAUUGGACACACCUGAUAAUUUAUCUACCAGAAGGUACAGCUAUGCUAAACAAAAGGCAAGAGCGUUAAGGACGAGAAGCAAAACGGAAAGCAACAGUCCUCAGUUUUACCCGCAAAUCAAGCAAGUGCACCAGCAGCAUCGUUCCAAUAUCAGUAAAUGGCGGACAGCAGCACGACUCUCUGUGUGGUUAGCCAGAUUGUGCAAAGCCCACAGUGUAACUGUAGACGACAGCUACAAUAUACAACAAGGGUUUUCAAAUCAUGAAGAUACGUCAUCACACGAAACAAAGAAAGAUAUACUUUUUGACGUAACAAAUUAUAAAAUGAAAAAUCAGUACCGUCUCUCUGAUUCAACGCGAAAGAUUUUAAACACCCCUUCACCAACAAGAACAUCCAAAGAUAUUAACCAGGUUAAAACAGCAUUACGAAACAUUAAAGCAAUUUCCGAUUACUCGGAAUCUGUGCAACACCAGAUAGCUCGAUGUGGGUAUUUUGCCGGGUUUAUGGGAAAGCGUGUGGUAGUAAGAGAAGGCCGAAAACCUCUCAACUAUUUCGUUCUUCUUGCUGGAUCAGCUGUUGUGAUCAAAACCGACGAAUUUGGAAAUACAAGCCCGGUGCUUUUCUUGCAAAAGGGAGAUGUGUUUGGGGAACACGAAAUAUUGGAAGGAAUUAAUUGGCGAUGGAACGUAGCAACGGUUGGAUAUUGUGAGUUCCUUGUUCUUGGUAAAGAUGAUUAUAAGAAGAUAUUUAUUGAGGGAGGAGGUGGGGGGAUACUUUCUGAUCCUGACAGGGGAGAAUUUCUACGGUCUAUAUCGCUCUUGAAAAAAUGGCCAAGGGAGUUAUUGAACGAAAACCCGAACCGUUGCUUGUUUCGAUAUUUUAAGCGGGGAGCUGUCUUAUCAACGAACAGUUACACUUCGGAAUGGAUAUAUGUCGUUAAAUCUGGAAGUUGUUCCGUUUUAAAAACAAUCGAAUCAGAGAGAAUGAAACCAUCCGAGGUUCUGAGAAGGACCAAGGAAGAACAAAUGUUUAAACUUCCAGACGUACACAAAUCACAACUGGUGGAAAAAAUGAAUGACAAAGAUGACGAUCACCUUAAAAAAUUAAGUAAGAAGGAAGAAGAAAGUAAAAACCAAGCGAAGGAUGUGAGCGUCUAUCAACAACUUGAAAUGAGUAGCAUUCUAAAACAACUGAACACCGAUGUACUCGGAAUGUCAUUCACUCCGCGUGCUGAUAUGAAUGAAACAGAUCGUCAGUCAGAUUUGAUGACUCUGACCACAAUCGCUCAUCAAGAAUCCGACAAAGAUGAAGAGAAGUUGGGACGGGGCGAGGAAUUCUCUAGUCAAGUCAAUUUUAGUUUAGAACGAAAUUCGGAUUUGCUAAGAACACCAAGUCCCAUGAAGACUGCCUACCUAAGGACUGGACAAUCUUCGAGGAGCAACAAUUCUGAGAAAGGAGAUAAUAAAGUCUCUGUGGUUGCGAUGGAUGGUGACGUCACACAGGUUGAGCAGUUACGCCAGGAACACGUUGUUGAGUUUACGGGGAAAGAUGACGUAUUUCAUCUUGUUAGUAGAACAACGACUGAGCAAGAGAUGAACAAAGUUCAACUGCCUCCUGUGGUGCACUUGAUCGUACGUAAACUUACCAAAGGCGGAAGUUUUGCUCUGGAGUCAAUAUUAUACACAGACCAGCCGCAGCUGUCACUCGUGAGCAACGGAGCGGAAUGUCUGAUGCUUAACAAGAAGUUAUUCCUGGAAAACUCGUCUGAGUACUGCUUGGACUGGUUGCGCCAAAAGGAAUACCCGUAUCCGACAGACGAGGAGCUAAAAGGACAAUAUUGGAGACUUCGGGCAUGGAAAGCUUACCAGACACGAUUGCUUAAACAAAUAUGCAAUGAAAUGCAAGGGUAACCCGGAUUAUAUAGUAUUCAACUAUUGCCAUUUCUUUGUAUUUAUUUGCAGUUGUUAUGUUUUCGUUUACCUGUGUUAAUUAAAAUCAGAUCCA
Molecule: messenger RNA, 4326 nt
Organism: Ciona intestinalis (vase tunicate)
Lineage: Eukaryota; Metazoa; Chordata; Ascidiacea; Phlebobranchia; Cionidae
Source: RefSeq, a predicted model, not a curated record